This is a messenger RNA of Mytilus californianus (California mussel), 1640 nucleotides long. RefSeq names its product sodium-dependent multivitamin transporter-like. NCBI's taxonomy places the organism in Eukaryota, Metazoa, Mollusca, Bivalvia, Mytilida, Mytilidae. Gene Ontology annotation, cellular component: membrane. Gene Ontology annotation, molecular function: symporter activity. The transcript has 13 exons. Bases 1 to 1629 code for a protein of 542 amino acids. The record is from RefSeq and is a predicted model, not a curated record. Gene Ontology annotation, biological process: transmembrane transport; sodium ion transport.
AUGUAUCACAGAAAUGAAUUCUCCACAUUUGACUAUGUAAUAUUUGCAGUGACACUUCUGGUAUCUCUUAGUAUAGGAAUAUACAAUGCUUUUAAAAACAGAAAUAAGCAAAGUACCAAGGAAAUUCUAUUGGCCGGCGGGAAUAUGGGAGUGCUGCCUGUUGCUUUGUCAUUGUUCGCCAGUUUUAUGUCUUCAAUUGCCAUUAUUGGAGUGCCUGCUGAAGUGUAUGUGUAUAACACGAUGUUUAUGUGGUGUAUACUUGCCUUUCCAAUAGCAAUAUUCUUAUCGGCGCAUGUACAUAUUCCGAUAUUCUAUAAUCUAAAGCUGACAAGUGCAUACGAGUAUCUGGAAUUGCGAUUUAGUAGAAGUGUGAGAAUGUUGGUGACCAUUUGUUUUUGCAUGUAUAUGAUAAUGUACAUGUCUAUUGUUCUGUAUGCACCAGCUCUCGCCUUUAAUGCAGUUACUGGAUUUUCAUUAUGGGGAGCAGUGCUAUCUGUUGGAAUUGUAUGUACAGUAUAUACUGCUAUCGGAGGUAUGAAAGCAGUAUUGUGGACUGACUGUUUCCAGGCUGUUCUCAUGUUGACUGGUGUCAUAGUAACUCUGAUUUGGGGAUCCAUCAAAGCUGGCGGAAUGUCCGAAGUCUGGAGAAUUGCAGGAGAACACGAGAGAAUUAAAUUUAUUGAGGCCUUGUGGUUUUGUUUGCCUGGAUUAAUGCUCAUAAUCUUAAUGGGAUGUUUGAAUGGUCUAGUGGUCUUUGCCUACUACCAAACCUGCGAUCCUCUAUCAGCGGGAAUUGUUAAAGCAGGAGAUCAGCUGAUGCCUCUAUUUGUGAUGGAGAUCAUGGGAAGUAUUCCCGGGUUACCUGGUAUAUUCAUAGCAGCAGUUUUCAGUGGAUCACUAAGUACCGUGUCAUCUGGUCUGAACUCCAUGUCAGCAGUCCUUCUACAAGAUAUCGUUAAACCAUUCAUAUCACCUACCAUCAGCGAUAAGAAGGCAGCUAAUUUGUCUAAGAUAAUGGCUUUGGUUUUGGGAGUCGUGUGUUUGCUAUUUUCAUAUGUAGCAUCGGAGUUUGGUAGUAUUGUCAAGGGAGCUUUUGCUGGCACUGUUACCAGUAUGGGUAUAAUGUUGUGGAUAGGUAUCGGUUCAUUCAUGUACAAAAUAUAUCCAAUGUCUCCAAUGUCUACAGACGGGUGUUCGAAUCACACAACAUGCGUUUGGAAUAACUCCUUACCAUUUAGCAGUAUGUCUAUGACCACAGUACCAACAAACAGUGAAAGAAACACGAUUUUUCCUCUGUACGACUUAUCAUUUACAUAUUAUAUGCUUUUGGCACCGGCGAUAGUUUUAGUGGUUGGCCUAGCAGUGAGUUUUUUAACAGGACGUAAUGAUCCAAAGUCUGUAGAUCCACGACUGAUCUGUCCAAUAUUUGAUGUUCUGUGUCCAUACCUUCCUGAAAGGAUUCGAAAACCUCUUCGGUUCGGGAUAAUACACAAAGAUAAAUAUAAAAUUCAAAGCAAAAUGGCACAGAUGAUCACAGAGGCUCAACUUAUAACUUUGAACCCAGAUGAUGUUAAAGACCAGCAGGAAAGGGAAAUAUUUAUAAACGUUAACCAUAGUGAUACUUCAUAAAAUUUAAUGAA